Colletotrichum graminicola M1.001 is the source of this 3126-nucleotide messenger RNA. Its product is annotated as amino acid adenylation domain-containing protein. Bases 1 to 3126 code for a protein of 1041 amino acids. The record is from RefSeq and is a predicted model, not a curated record. The transcript is spliced from 3 exons. NCBI's taxonomy places the organism in Eukaryota, Fungi, Ascomycota, Sordariomycetes, Glomerellales, Glomerellaceae.
AUGGUCCACUCGCGUUCCUUCCAUUCUCUGGAAAGCCUCUCCCUGGCGGAUCGAGUGCUUUUCAACCAGUUCAGCAGAGGACCAAGCGAGUCCGUUCCCUACCAAGUCGUCCACCACGCCUUCGAGUCCAUUGCGGCUGCACACCCCGACGCCACCGCCGUACGACACUACGAUGAUACGUCCAUCACCUACCGCGAGCUCAACCGCCGAGCCAACGUGCUCGCCAACGAGCUCCGGGCUACUUACGGCGUGAGGAAGGGAGAUCGUGUAGUGCUGGUCUACUCCCGGUGUAUUGAAAUGGUCGUCUUCAUCUUGGCUGUGCUCAAGGCUGGCGGUCAAUACGUGCCUCUCGAUGGUGGCAUCAUCCCCGAAGAUACGCUCGGAUACGACAUUGCAGACUCCAACGCACCGGUUGUGUUGUGUCUGCCCAAGUUCCGGGAAAAGGUGCUGCGCAGCCUGCCCUCAGACAGGCGGGACCUGGUGAGGGUAGUGGACCUCGACGGAAACGACUCGUUGUGGAAGCAUGGCAACGCGGGCCAUCCCGGUGUCAUUGUCAAUCCCGAAGAUGGCGCCUACGUUAUAUAUACUUCGGGCACUACCGGCAGGCCUAAAGGCGUGGACGUGAGACAUGAGGGCGUCACCAACACGCUUCUCGUGGAGCCCUCCAGGCUUGGUAUCCGCGUGGGGAAGAACGUGGCCCAACAGUUGAAUGUCGGAUUCGAUAUGUGUGCGUGGGAGAUUCUCGGCACGGUGAUGAAUGGUGGAACACUUCACAUCAGAGGCAGCGGCAACGAUCUCUGGACAGAUUGUUUGCAGCGCGUUGAUACCGUCAUCGCGACACCAUCCGUCGUCCUCAAGCACAUGCCCAGACGCGAAGACUUCCCGAAUAUCAGGACAAUCGCCGUCGGUGGUGAGCCCUGCCCCUUGGCUCUUGCAGAGCAAUGGGCGCCGUACGUCAAGUUCUGGAAUGUCUGCGGCCCAACCGAAAUCAGCAUACUCAACACCGCCCACCUCCACAGGCCGGGCAAGACACUGUCUAUCGGAAAGCCAAACCCCAACACCAACGUAUACAUCCUCGACGAUGAUGAGAACCCCGUACCUAUCGGCGAACCUGGUACUAUGUGGGCUGGCGGUCUAGGGGUGUCCAGAGGUUACCUCAACCUGCCGGAUCUGACCGCACAGAGAUACAGACCCGACAAGUUCACAAAGGACGGUCGUAUGAUGUUCAACACCGGCGACCUGGCCCGCUGGCUCGAGGACGGCAGCCUGGAGCCUCUCGGUCGUAAGGACGACCAAGUCAAGAUCUCCGGCUUCCGCGUCGAGCUCGACGGCGUGUCUCGCGCCAUCGAAAAGUGCCCCGGAGUCGUCAAAGGAUGCGCCCUCAAAAUCGACGAUCGUUUGUGGGGUUUCUACUCGGCUCCUGCGCCGAUCGACGAACCUCAGCUGAAGGCCAUCGUUGGCGAGGGCCAACCCUUCUACGCUGUUCCGACCGUCUGGAAAUACCUCCCUGCCAUCGAACUCACCCCCAACGGCAAGGUUGACAAGCGUGCUCUCCGAGACAUUGCUGCUGGCGCAACCACGGCCCCUCCGCGUCCGCCGCUUCCGCCCAUCGCCACAGCCAUGCCGAUGCCCGAACUGUCCUCCAGCGCCUCGUCCGUCAAGACAGCUGCCAGCCCUUCCAGCGAGGGCGGCCUCACACUCGUCGACUCUCGCACGUUCACCGUUAUCGACUCUCACCGCAAUAUCGAUCUGGAGAAGACGGCUGCCUUCGUCGCAGAGGAGAUCGAGAAGCAGGAUGAGGACUACGAGCUGCCCUCCAAGAAGGGCUUCCAUGGCUGGCGAUGGAUCCGCCACCGCGGACUCAACGCCUACCGAAAGCUCUUCGGCGUCAUCUUCCUCUCCAACCUGGCUGUCUUCGCCCUCCUCCUUUGGGACAGCCGCAACAUGAAUUUCUCCCUGCCCCUGAACCACCUCGCCACCGCAGUCGCCGCAAACCUCCUCGGAGCCGUGCUCCUGCGCCAGGAAUAUGUCGUCAACUUCAUCUUCUGGAUGUGCUCCCGCGUGCCGACCUCGGUACCGCUCUCCAUCCGCAGGCACUUUGCGCGUGUCUACCAUAACGGCGGCGUUCACUCGGGCUGCGCUGUCUCCGCGACGGUGUGGUGGGUUAUCUUCACCGGCGCCGCGACCGGUAACUUCCUUGCCCCCAAGUCGUUGUACUCCAUCAACCUAAUCACCCUCGUUCUCACCUACCUCAUCCUCCUCCUGCUCUCCAUGAUUCUCGUCAUGGCGUAUCCUUCUAUCCGCGCAAAGAUGCAUGAUCAGUUCGAGUGGACGCAUCGCUUCGCCGGCUGGACCGCCCUCGCCCUCGUCUGGGCCCACGUCAUCGCCACCGCCGCAUCCAUGUCCUCCGAACCCCUCGGCCCGACCCUCGUUAAGACGCCUGCUCUUUACCUCGUGGCCGCGACGACCUUGAGCAUCGCGCUGCCAUGGAUGCGUCUCCGCCGUGUAAAGGUCGUUCCUGAGCCCCUCUCCAAGCACGCCGUCCGUCUGCACUUCGACUUCUGCACUCCGCCUCCCUGCACUUCGCGCGGCGUCCGCAUCACCGACCGUCCCAUGGUGGAGUGGCACGCCUUCGCCGCCAUCCCCGAGCCCAGCGGCAAGGGCUUCUCAAUCGUUGUCUCCAAGGCCGGGGACUGGACCAAGCGCAUCAUCGAAAACCCGCCGACCUCGAUCUGGACCCGCGGCACCCCCGCGUCAGGUGUACUGGCUGUCGCGCCACUGUUCAAGAAGAUGGUCCUCGUCGCAACGGGGUCUGGCAUCGGUCCCUGUCUGCCGGUUCUGAUGGAGCGCCGUGUCCCGGCGCGCGUGGUGUGGUCGACGAAGAAUCCGAUCAAGACCUACGGACAAGGUAUCAUGGACACGAUCCUGGCCGCGGAUCCGGACGCGCUGAUCUGGGAUACGGAUCAAAUGGGCCGGCCGAACCUGGUGCAGCUGGCGUACAAUGUCUACAAAGAGAGCGGAGCCGAGUGCGUUGCCAUCAUUUCUAAUGGGCCGACAGUGAAUAAGUUUGUGUAUCAGAUGGAGAGCCGUGGUGUACCAGCCUUUGGACCUAUUUGGGAUUCAUGA